Molecule: messenger RNA, 4912 nt
Organism: Anolis carolinensis (green anole)
Lineage: Eukaryota; Metazoa; Chordata; Lepidosauria; Squamata; Anolidae
Product: NLR family CARD domain-containing protein 3
Exons: 8
Coding region: 89-2917 (942 amino acids)
Cellular component (GO): cytoplasm
Molecular function (GO): ATP hydrolysis activity
Source: RefSeq, a predicted model, not a curated record
AGGAAGAUGCUCAACAGGUCUUCUGACAACUGCUCCAUGAAGAUUUUGUUUCCCAUCCUUGGCUCUUGAAGGAAUCCUGAGGGUCUUGAUGGCUGCACCCACAAAUUGUACUCUCUUAAUCCAGGAGCACCGGGAGCGACUUCUGCGCUGGACUGAGCCCAACCCAGCUCCUUUGCUCCGUCGGCUCCGGGACUGUGAGCUCCUCACCCAGCCAGAGUAUUUUGCCUUGCUGGAGACACUCCCCAAGUCCAACCAAGUCAUUGCACUGCUGGAGAGGGUCAGCAGGAAGUCCGAGGAGAGCCAGAAAUUCCUGGAGGAGCUGAAGGAGCUCCGUGAGGACUAUUGCACUGAGCUGCAGGACUGGCUGCAAACAUAUUAUCCUGCAGAUCAAAACAGAGAACGUUCUCCAGUCCAGUCAGAUCCUCCUCCUAAACCUAACAGAUUUUUUGCAAAAUUUUGGAAGGGAAAAACAUACAAGGUUCAGAACACAGAUAAGGAGCAGAGCAAAGACUUGCCUUUCCGAAGGGGCUUGAGUGGAAAACUUAAAGCUGCCUUGCAAAACCACCGCCGCUCGCUGCUGACCCGGACAGAGAAGCUUUGCACCAACGUGGAUGACACUGAAUCCUGUGGGCACAUUGAGAUCCGCUACACCGACCUCUUGCUGUCUGACAGCCCUCGUUCUGGCUCCGCCAGUCAUGACUACUUGCAUCUGGCCUCUCGCCGGGCACGCCUCUACUCCCUCCAUGCCCCCCGCCGUUUGGCCCUAUCCCAGCUUGUCUCCCCACUCCCUGGCGAGACUUCCCCACCUCUUCAUGUGAUGCUGAGUGGUGCUGCUGGCAUUGGUAAGAGUGUAGCAGCCCAGAAGAUCCUCCAUGACUGGGCCCUGGGGGUAUCCUUCCGAGAUUUCCUUUGCGUGCUGGACUUUUCCUUCCGAGAACUCAGUCUCAUUACAGCACCCAAGAGUCUUGAAGAGCUGAUCCGCAAGAAACAUGCCCAUCUGAGUGAAGUUCUCCCUGAGCUGCUGGAUCGAUCUGGGGAGAUCUUGCUGAUCUUAGAUGGUCUUGAUGAGUUCAGGUCUUCAUUGGACACCCAGAAUCCAUGCCGCCAAUCUGACCAGCCUGCUGACAUUAAGGAUUUGGUCCAUGGACUCCUCUAUGGGAAAUUACUUCCCAAGUCGACCAUUGUGGUCACAUCUAGACCUUCUGCCAGCCUUCCAGAAGAUCUCUUUGACCGUCAUAUUGUCAUCCUUGGCUUCCAGGAGGAGCAUGUCCAGGAAUACUUCUUCCGCUUCUUUCGGGAUCACAAGCGUGCCACAGCUGUGCUCAGCUACAUCUCCCUCCAUGAUGGCUUAGCCAGCCUCUGCUUCAUUCCCCUCUACUGCUUCAUUCUCUGCACAGCUCUCGGGGAAUUUUUCCCCUGUGUGGGAGCCAUGGAAGCCUCUCCACCCAGCACCAUCACCGAGGUCUACCGUCAGUAUCUGUGUACCAUCCUUCGCUUGCACAAGCCUCCUUCAGGAAGACCAAAUUGCACGCUGGGAGGUGUGAAAGAUCUAUUAUUGAAGCUUGGCAAGUUAGCCUAUGCUGCCACACUGAGAAAACGGACAGUAUUCUACACAGAUGAGUUGCAAGCUUUUGGGUUUGACCUGCAGGACCUGCCUGGUAGCUUCUUGAACCGGAUCUUCUUCAAGGAGAAUGAUCAGGUCUAUGGCUUCUUUCACUUGACCAUACAAGAGUUUCUAGCUGCACUGUAUUCCAUAGUAACUUUAGACCCCAGUGCGGAGGAGUUAACAUCCUGCCUGGAUCUCUGGUGGGAUGGCAGUGCUCUAGAAAAUGGAGAAACAGAGAAGCAUCUAUCUUCACCAAAUGGAUUAUCAGAUGGACUUCUCAGCUACACCAGGGAGUUCCUGAGUGGACCCCAACAGUGGGACAACUUGCAAAUGUUCUCCAGGUUCUUCAUGGGACUCUUGACCUCCAGGAUGGAAGGCAAGCUGGAGGGGUUGACUGAACAGCUGACGGGUGAUCCUUUAAUGCCUUUGGCUGACUGGUUAGGAAGCAAGGUUCAAUAUGAAUCUGACCGGAAGUUGCUUUCCUUGCUACAUUGCCUGGCAGAGCUCCGUCAGGAUGGAGUGACCCGGAGAGCAGCUUCCAAGUUGGAUGAAGUGGAUUUAUUCAAGGUAACCUUGAACCCGGUGGACUGUGCAGCUUUGGCCUAUGUUCUUGGCUGCUCAGAGGUGAAGGUGCUCCGGAAUCUCAACUUAAGCUACAGCAACAUGGGCAUCAGAGGUUUGAGGCGACUGCAAGGACAUCUCCAUCGGUGUGAAACUCUGCAAAUACGCUACAAUUCCCUGGAUCAGGAGGCAGCGGCAAUAGAAGCUGCAAUACUGAGGUCCCCGGAGUGUCGAGUAAAACGGCUGCUGUUUUGUGGGAACUGCCUGGGCUCAGAGGGAGUGAGAAGCUUAUGGGAUGCUCUCCAGUAUAACACUACCCUUGAAGAGCUCUACCUGGAUAUCACAGGCAUCACGGACAGCGGCUUGGAUAAUAUCCUGGAUUCGCUGAUGGGCAACACCACUCUCCGCCUUCUGACAAUUGUGGGGAACCGGCUGAGCCAAGUUGGGAGGAAAGUGCUCUCGGAGCUGAGUGGUAGAAAACCAGAGUUGAAGAUCAUAAGCAGUUUCCUCUCCGACAUGGGGCUGCUGCAGGCGUAUCUGGACUGGGUGGAAGAAAUCAAAGCUGACGGGGAACAGAUGGAGUCCGUCAAAAACGCGGAUGCCCUGCACUCAGUCCUGGAGGUUUUGGUGGAGACGGACGACCCAGGAGCAAGUGAGGAAGCCAGGAGGAAAGCCGAGCACCUGAAGAAAGAGAUUGCCAUCCUCCUUCGGAGGGAGGAGAACACAAUGGAAAAUGGGGUGGCAUCAUGAAUGGAUUUACUCAGUCCAAUCUAUGAACUCCUGGCUGGAUCUACACUGCCAAAUAAUGCAGUUCAAACUCAUUAUAUGAUCAGUGUCUACUCAUAGGUGGCACAAUGGGUUAAACCCUUGUGCCGGCUGUACUGCUGACCUAAAAGUUGGCAGUUAGAAUCCGUGAGACGGUGUGAGCUCCCGUCUGUCAGCUCUAGCUUCCCAUGCGGGAACAUGAAAGAAGCCUCCCAGCAGGAUGGUAACACAUCUGGGCGUCUGCUGGGCAACAUCUCUGUAGACAGCCAAUUCUCUCACACCAGAAGCUAUUUGCAGUAUGUUUGCUUCUGACAUGAUAAAAAAAAAACCCUCAUAUAGUGCAGAUUGAAUUGCAAUGAACUGCAUUAUAUGGGUUUACACACAUGCGGUUAUCUAUAAUGUAGAUCCAGCCUCAGUGAGGACUUGUCUUAUCACUAGCCGCUCCCAGCUAUUCCAUUAUCUUGAAGGACAGGACUGCAAGGGAGGGUUUUAGCUGUUCAGAAUCUUAGCAUUAUAUAUGUGGCAUACAUAUAUAUGUGGUUUGGCAGGGACAGUUUUCAGAUGCUUAUAAAACACCCUAGGUUUUCCCUUUCUGCCUUUGUCUUGGAUACUCUAGCUGCUGCAAUCUGAAGUUGUUAGCAGUCGAUUAACAUAGUGGAGGAGGAGGAAGAAAAGAUGGGAGACUUUGCUUUUAUCAGUAGGUUCAAGACAAAACAAGCUGCUGCUGCCUUUCUUGGUUUGUGUAUUCUUCCUUUUUAACGGUUUUUGCCAUGUUGACUACAAGCUGACAUUGUUUGGCUGACAGAUCAAGCUUUUUAUCACUGACAUGUUGGAGGAUAAGCCGCCAUUACAAUCUGUGUGUUCAUUGAGGAUCUGCACUGAAAGGCAAUGACGCACAGAGUAUGUCUACAUUUGAGAAUUAAUGCAGCUUGAUCCCACUCAUGACUCAAUGCUAUGAAAUCCUGGGAGUUGUAGUUUUACAAGGUCUUCAGCCUUCUGUCGAAAAGUGCUGGUGCCUUAGUAAAGGUAAAGGUUUUCCUCUGGCUUUAAGUCUAGUCAUGUCCGACUCUGGAGGUUGGCGCUCAUCUCCAUUUCUAUUCCAAGGAGCCGGGGUUGUCCACAGACAUCUUCAAGGUCAUGUGGCUGGCAUGACUGCAUGGAGCGCUGUUACCUUCCAGCUGGAGCGGUACCUAUUGAUCUACUCACAUUUAUAUGUUUUCGACCUGCUAGGUUGGCUGAAGCUGGGGCUAACAGAGGGAGCUCACUCCGCUCCCCAGAUUUGAACCGCCAACCUUUCAGUCAGCAAAUUCAGCAGCUCAGUGGUUUAAUCCACUGCGUCACUGGGGGCUCCUAUCAAACCACCUUAUCAAACCACAACUCCCAGGAUUCAAUAACAUUAUCCAUGGCGGCUACAAUAUUGUCGCUGCAUUAAUUUUAUAGUGUAAAUAUCUGAGUUCUCUUUGUAACUUUUUCAAAUGAGGCAUAUGGAAUUUAAAUGUGCUGCUGGGGAGAUAAUGUCAACCAUUCAAUGCUAAUCAAGGUGCACAAUUGCAACAUUCACACUUGCCUCCAACAGACAAGAGUUCUUUCUCCCACCCUGGACAUUAUUCCACAGAUAUAUAAACCCCACUUGUCUAGUUUCCAACAGACCUCACAACCUCUGAGCAUGCCUGCCACAGAUGUGGGCAAAAUGUCAGGAGAGAAUGCUUCUGGAACAUGGCCAUACAGCCCGGAAAACUCACAGCGACUUAUGCUGCAAGUGAUCUUCAUUAAUAUCCUUUUCCCAUCUUGGCUGCACUUUGAUGCUGCCAGGGAAAGAGUCCUAGCCAUCCAAACCAAUUAUGAAAGAUGAUGGAAGCUGCAGUCCAAAGGCCGACGCAGUUCUCCACUUCUGAGUUGGAAGAGGGACCACAGACCAUGACUUUCCUGCAUCCAGGCCAGCAAGGAUGAUGGGAAUUAAAUGGGAUUAAAGAAAUAUGA